Mercenaria mercenaria is the source of this 1248-nucleotide messenger RNA. Its product is annotated as tartrate-resistant acid phosphatase type 5-like. Bases 105 to 1094 code for a protein of 329 amino acids. Gene Ontology annotation, molecular function: acid phosphatase activity; ferric iron binding; ferrous iron binding. The record is from RefSeq and is a predicted model, not a curated record. Gene Ontology annotation, biological process: bone resorption. NCBI's taxonomy places the organism in Eukaryota, Metazoa, Mollusca, Bivalvia, Venerida, Veneridae. The transcript is spliced from 6 exons.
ACGCUUUGACUAAUCGAUUAAACAACAAGCGGCUGUUGUUUUUAGUUAUCUUUCCAUUGAAUAUUUUCUUGUCAGAAGUGUAACAAUGUAAACAAGUAUUAGCCAUGAAUAAUGCGUUCGCUUUCAUGUUGAUUUUAGUUUUCCAAGCUGAAGGAGCUCCAUUCAACCAAGAGGCUAAGAGCAAUACUCAUCACUCGGUGCAGUUUCUGGUUUUAGCAGACUGGGGUGGUAUGCCUCACCAUCCAUACUCGACCAUGGUUCAAGUCAACGUAGCACAACAAAUGGCAAUCACGGCGGAGAGGGAAAAUGCGAGUUUUGUAGUUUCACUCGGUGACAACAUUUAUUUGGAAGGUGUCCACGACGAGUAUGAUUCAAGGUUCAAGACGACAUUUGAAGAAGUUUAUUAUCAGGACUCCUUGCAUAUUCCAUGGUACCUUAUUGCCGGAAAUCAUGAUUAUUAUGGCAACGUUCGAGCACAAAUGAUAUAUUCAGCCUUUUCAAGCAGAUGGAACUUUCCAUACUUUUACUACAAGGAAACGAGGACUCUACCCGGUGGUAAAGUUUUGGAUAUCUUAAUGCUUGACACUAUAGUUCUCUGUGGUAACACAUAUGGACGUCCAGAUGGCGGACAGGGUGUGAAAGGUCCUAAAAGUGUCUACCGUGCCGAAAAGGAGUGGACCUGGAUAGAACAAAAUCUCAAAGAUUCUACGGCUGAUUACCUCUUAGUUUGCGGGCAUUAUCCUGUCUUCUCCGUGGGAGCUAAUGGGCCGACAGAUAUCCUCCUUACAAGACUCGAACCUCUGCUAUACGAACACCGUGUCACAGCUUAUCUGUCUGGGCAUGACCAUAAUAUACAGCACAUCCAGACGAACAGAGGUGAAGAACGAAUGAAUUAUUUUAUAAUAGGGAGUGGGAGUUACACUAUCACAAAACAGCUCAAUCUUGGCCGCGUGCCAGGGAAUUCCCUUAAAUUCUUUUUCGCUGAGCAUGGAGGAUUUGCGUUAUUUGAUGUGUCUGACACAAGAAUGAAAAUUAAUUUUAUUGACAGUAAAGGAAUAGUGCGAUACGAAUAUAGCCUGCGGCCGCGGAAUUAAAUAAAUUAAAGUUUCAAACUCUAUAUGAAAAUAUAUUUUAUGUAUGUACAUCGCAGAAUACCGGUAUUUUUCAGCGGAAAUGAAAAAACGACAGCAAUGUAUAGGAGAUUGCCACAGUUAAUAUAUCAGUUAUAUAUAUAGCAAGUGGAAAAAG